GAGGAGGUGACCUUACUGAAGAAUUGUUAAAUUGCAGGAUUUUUGGUUUCAUUUCAAGUUGAUACAUUUGAACGUUUUAGUAAGGAUUUCCAGGCUUUGUUUGUAAAAUGAGUUGGUUUUGAGUCAUGGCUUUAUAGAGUCGCUGGUUGAAGUAGUAGCUUUCUAACUAACGUUUCCUGAAAAUAAAAGCAGUUGAUGUGAGAUCAGGAAUGACAGAAGCACAGCAGGCUCGCGUGCAGAAGGCAGUGGAGGAGAUGGUUCAGAGUCUGGAGAAAGAGCACAUCCGUAAGAUGCAGGGCCGCAUGUUCCGCUGCAGCGCAGAGUGUUGUGAGAAUCCCGGCCACUCCAUGAACCAGGUGCACCAGUGUAUCGACCGCUGCCACACACCGCUGGCUAAAGCUCAAGGACUGGUCACCAGUGAACUCCAGCAGUUUCAGGAUCGUCUCACGAGGUGUACAAUGCACUGUAACGACAAGGCCAAGGAUCUGUUUGACUCCGGGGCGAAGGAGCCUGCCGUGCGGGCGCUGAUGGACAGCUGUGUGGGCAGCUGUGUGGACGAACACCUGAGCCUGCUGCCCAGCAUGACUCGCAGACUGAAGGACAGCCUGAACUCAAUAGCUCAGUGAAGCUCUGACUGUGGCUGAGGCUGUAGGAAAUGAUUCUUGUGGACUCGUGAGUUUACUGGAUGGAGGAUUGUGAUUGCCGUCACCUGAUUGUGGCUUGGUGAAUGGCAUGUGCUGAUUUCUGUGUCCAUAUUGUUUGUGGUUUUUGUACAGACAAUAAAUGUGAUCAAA
Sinocyclocheilus anshuiensis is the source of this 794-nucleotide messenger RNA. Its product is annotated as protein FAM136A. The transcript is spliced from 3 exons. Gene Ontology annotation, cellular component: cytoplasm. The coding region runs from base 210 to 626 and encodes 138 amino acids. The record is from RefSeq and is a predicted model, not a curated record. NCBI's taxonomy places the organism in Eukaryota, Metazoa, Chordata, Actinopteri, Cypriniformes, Cyprinidae.